CUUCAUCCCCGCAAAACAGCUCCUACCCAUUCUCGUGCUGAAGAUUCCGCCUCUUCAGAGCCAGAAAAAAAGACGGUGAACAUCUGGUUUUAUGAGUAUGAUAUACCGGAGAUUGUCAUCAAAUACCGCAACACUGAGGAAUUGCGUGAGGAACUUCAUCGUAAGCUGAAAGGGAUGAAAUUCUCUUUUGCUGAAGUUCAUCAGCCUGAUAUGGGCUACAGAAUUGCUACAGUUAAGAAUGCCGAUGAUUUGUUCGCUAUGAUGGAAACUGAUCCAGGCAGUGUCUCUCAUUUGAAACUAUGGUAUGUCCCACAUGAUGAGCAAGAUACAAAGAACAGAAAGAAGCCUGUUGACUUAAGUAAUAAGCUAAGAUCGCGUUCUCCCUCACCCAUUCGCAGACGACACUGUUCUGGAAUUAACCAUGUCGUAGACAAUGCUCACAUCCAUCUCACUGCGAUGCCACAUGUAUCUCAACCUGCUUCAACUCCUGGUAUCCUUGGAUAA
Molecule: messenger RNA, 504 nt
Organism: Strongylus vulgaris
Lineage: Eukaryota; Metazoa; Nematoda; Chromadorea; Rhabditida; Strongylidae
Source: the annotation of a GenBank genome assembly